Medioppia subpectinata is the source of this 3599-nucleotide messenger RNA. Lineage: Eukaryota; Metazoa; Arthropoda; Arachnida; Sarcoptiformes; Oppiidae. The record is from the annotation of a GenBank genome assembly.
AAUGGCAAUAAAAUUGUUUCUUUACCUAAAUAUUGAUAUAUUAUUUAUCGCAUAAUAGCCUCACUAUCGGCCGAAAUGAGCCCUCGAGUGGAGAGAGUGGACGUCGGGAAGAGUUCGCAACUGAAUUGUACGGUUUCGGGCACUCCAGUCGUGUCGCUCCAGUGGCUACACAACGGCCAACCCAUUGCCACCAACAGUCGCAUCCGAUUACUCGCCAAAGAUGUGCUCCACAUCUCAAACGUCGAGCGCCGCGACAAAGGGAUGUAUCAGUGCUUAGCCCACAAUGAUUUAGAUUCAGUGCAGGCGAGCGCACAAAUUGAGCUAGGAGACGACGCGCCGGUGUUUUUGUCAACGUUUUCCGAGCAGACCCUACAACCGGGUCAAUCACUAUCAUUAAAGUGUGUGGCGUCCGGUAAUCCCAUACCUCAGGUCACUUGGCGUCUGUACGACAACAUACCGGUGCCCGAGAGUUCCCGGUAUAGGACUGGCGAUUAUGUGACCCGCGAGGCUCUGCUCGUCAGUUAUGUCAAUAUAUCCAGCAUUACAUCUGAGGAAGGAGUACGUCUGCCAUACAAUCACAGGCAAAAGGUGUUCCCAAACGGCUCACUAACUGUUGUGGAUCUGGAGAGGGCCACAGAUGAGGGCCGGUAUACGUGUAUCGCACGACAGGCCAAGGAUGCGAAGUCGGCUCAGGGACACCUAUACGUGCAAAUCGAGUGGUAUAAAGACGGACACAAAUUGACGAAUGGAUUCUUAAGCAAAACUAAUUUAAUUCAUGUGACGGAAUACUCGCUGACACUGGCCUUCGAGUCCGUACAGCCCGACCACAGGGGCAAUUAUACAUGUGUGGCCUCAAACGCAGCUGGAAGUAGCAGUCAUAGUGCCUCAAUGAUUAUACACGGAUUACUCCGAGAGCCGCCCAACGAGUUUAAGUCGAUUACAUCGAACUCGCAUUUGCGUCCGUACGAGAACGGGUCGCUCGCCGUUCACAACGCCCAGAGGGCCGACAGCGGCUACUAUAUGUGUGCCGCCACUAACGGCAUCGGCGCCGGACUCAGCAAAGUCAUCAAACUUACUGUCAAUGUUGCCGCACAUUUUGAGUCUAAAUUCAGAGCCGAAACUGUGAGGAAAGGACUCGAAGCGAGAAUUAGAUGCGAAGCCAUUGGAGACAAACCCAUCACUAUCUCGUGGCUCAAAGACAAGCUAACGUUCAAUCCUCGCGAUGACCCCCGAUAUGAGCUCUUGGAGGCCAUCGUUUCCGAGGGAAUCAAAUCAGAGAUAGUUAUCCGAAACGCCGACCGAAGAGACAGCGCUUUAUUUAGUUGUGUGACGACCAAUGCUUACGGACACGACGACACCAACAUUCAGCUCAUUAUGCAGGAACCUCCGGACGCGCCGUCGGAUCUGAAGAUAUUAGAGCAUGAUGAUAAAUGGACGACUCGUACGCCUAACGUAACCGUAUCGGCGUCUGAGACAUCGGUUCUGGUGGGAGGUCUAAGACCUGUCACCGUUUACCAGAUCCGAGUGUUUGCCAUUAAUGGUCUCGGGAAGAGUGAGUCGAGUCAAGUGAUUGUCCUCAAGACAAUUGAAGAGACACCGGGCGGUCCGCCAUUACAUAUCAAAGCCGUGCCGUUGAGCUCAAAAUCGAUUAAGGUGAGUUGGAAGCCUCCCCGCAAAGACCUCCAGUACGGCCUAAUCCUAGGAUAUUAUAUCGGAUACAAAACGUCUGAAUCGGCAAAUUUGGAUCAAUUGAAUAAAGACUUUGUCUAUAAGACACUGGAAGUCAAGAAUGAGGCGAUUGUCGAGGAAUGCACUGUAAAUGAAUUGACGCGUUCAACGAAAUAUCAAAUUAUAGUCCAGGCAUACAAUAGCAAAGGCGCCGGACCCUCAUCUGAGCCCACUUUUGUCAAAACUUUAGAAAUGGAUCCGCCGUCGACCCCAACUCUGCGAGUCCUGAGCGCCACUACAAACUCAAUACAGCUCUCAUGGAUCAUGAAUUCCGACGACUCCACGCCCGCCACCGGCUUUAUUCUCCAUCACAAGAGGGAAUCUGCAGAUUGGGAUGAAUUGAGAUUAACUGACACUAAAUCUUAUGCUCACCAAUGGCUCAAAUGUGGCACAAGAUAUCAGUACUACUUAAUUGCGUUCAAUACUGUCGGCAAAAGCGAUGCGUCCAGUAUUGUGUCCGCCAAGACUGAAGGCGCCUCUCCUGUGGCACCCGAUAAGAACUCCCUCCUCAGCGUCAACACAACCACUGCCACCAUAUUCUUGGAUGCCUUUCACGACGGUGGUUGUCCCGUAAAUAUGUUUGAAGUGAUGUAUAAACUACAGAAGAGUCGCAAAUGGAUAUCACUGUCUAACCGGGCGUUUACAGACCAAAAGCAUAUUGUUUUGAGUGAUUUAAUGCCUUCGACUUCGUAUGAUAUUAAGAUCACAGCAUUCAAUGAGGCCGGAAGUACUGAAGCCCAGUACUCCUUCACCACAUCUUCUCUCGCACUGCAAGACGACGAGCCGGGAGUACUGUCUAGUAGUAAGUCUGCGCCGUCGGUGCCCUUCUAUGCGGACGUACUGGUGGUCGUGCCGUCGAUAAUAUCCCCAAACAAAGUGUCACAACAGGACUGCACAGAAACCGUUAAUCUGACGGAAUUGGAUGCGAGUCACGUCAAGAAGCUGUCGAUGCCUUCUGAAGACCAGUGCCAGCAGAGUAUGGCUCACUUCCCGACGCCGUACGCCAUGACCAAAGUCAAUGACACCGACGAGAGGGUCCCACUCAACGCACUCUCACGACAGUCACCACUCAAAUCUUAUAACGCAGACCACGAGGCCAUAUACGCCACCGUCAAACGCACUCCCCGUCAGCCCCGCUCUGACGUUCAUAUAUAUUGCACAGAAACCGUUAAUCUGACGGAAUUGGAUGCGAGUCACGUCAAGAAGCUGUCGAUGCCUUCUGAAGACCAGUGCCAGCAGAGUAUGGCUCACUUCCCGACGCCGUACGCCAUGACCAAAGUCAACGACACCGACGAGAGGGUCCCACUCAACGCACUCUCACGACAGUCACCACUCAAAUCUUAUAACGCAGACCACGAGGCCAUAUACGCCACCGUCAAACGCACUCCCCGUCAGCCCCGCUCUGACGUUCAUAUAUAUCAAUAUCCGACUACUGUACAGCCGGACAGCGGGUGCGAAGUGGCCGAGGGUUCAAAUAUGGGCCAUCACUGGCGCACAUCUGUGGUCAGGUUUGACAGCGACCCGCAAUCCGUCAAACUGUUUGCCUGUGAUCCUCAAACUGGUCUCAUUUAUGGCAGAAGAGAUUCCUCCUCCAGAUCUAGUCAUCACUACAAGUGAUUCUCAUUACGAAUACACAAAACACUCCCUUCUGUUAUAUUCUCGUCUCAAUUAUUAUAACUAUUAUUGAAAUUAUUUGUAAAUUUCAACUCAAAACUUAAGAUCUCUUCAUUUGUAAGUCAUUUAUAGCUAUAAUAUGGACCACAAAUGCCUCAAACAAAUCGAUGGAUUUAUUAUUUACUUUUUAUUUGUAAUUUUAAUUUAUAAAUGUAUUAAACAUUUUGUAUUCAUUUAUAAAAACUAAUUUAGCGAAC